AGGAAUUAAGAGGGGUUGGUCCUAAACGAGCCGAUUUAAUUAUAGAAGAAAGGAGCACCGGACCCUACGUUACUCUCGACGACUGCAAGGAGAGGCUCAAGCUCAGUGACAAGAUUUUCACAGCACUUGUCAAAGAAAACGUAACGAACUUCAUAAGCCUGGUACACUGAGCUCUGCCGAGAGAACGGUCACAUUCUCUACAUCUGCCAGUUGUCUACGUUUUCGAGGUAUAUCAGUUGAUGUAUAGCAUUUUGGCAAAUCCAACAGUUCGG
Sphaeroforma arctica JP610 is the source of this 272-nucleotide messenger RNA. RefSeq lists its product as hypothetical. NCBI's taxonomy places the organism in Eukaryota, Ichthyosporea, Ichthyophonida. The annotation marks the transcript as partial. The transcript has 3 exons. The record is from RefSeq and is a predicted model, not a curated record.